Messenger RNA from Scleropages formosus (Asian bonytongue), 1397 nucleotides. RefSeq names its product PAXIP1 associated glutamate-rich protein 1 (gene pagr1). The record is from RefSeq and is a predicted model, not a curated record. Bases 103 to 924 code for a protein of 273 amino acids. Gene Ontology annotation, biological process: positive regulation of intracellular estrogen receptor signaling pathway; positive regulation of cell cycle G1/S phase transition. Gene Ontology annotation, cellular component: MLL3/4 complex. Gene Ontology annotation, molecular function: nuclear estrogen receptor binding. The transcript has 5 exons. NCBI's taxonomy places the organism in Eukaryota, Metazoa, Chordata, Actinopteri, Osteoglossiformes, Osteoglossidae.
GUGCCGACGCGACGCGACGCGUAUGUCCGUGUCCAUUCUUUUCGUGCUAAAUGUGGAACAAGUAGAAACUUUAGUGUGAAGGGGAGCAUUCGAGCGCUCGUGAUGCAGUUCGCAGAGGUCAUCGACUCGUCCCUCAGAGAGGGCUUGGAGUCUCUGGGCACUGGAGACAAAGAGGCAUCGGAUACUGUGACCGAAAGCAAGGAGGACACGGUAGAGAAAGACAGAGGAGAUCUGUGUGAAGAAGAGGCCAAAGCCAAGGAGGAGGAAGCAGAGGCUGAGGACGACGAGAAAGGCGUGGACAAGGAAGGCAGGGUGGCGGAGGACAGGCACGAUGAAGAAAUUAAGGAGGAAGGUACCAAGCAAGAGGAGCAAGAGUGGGAGGUUCCAUACAGUGAUGAAGAGAUGGAGGAUCCCAAAAACUGGACUCCACCACCAGCUGAGAUCAAGCGCCUGUAUGAGAUCCUGGCAAAAGGGGAGACCCUGCAGCUUAACUGGGUCCCUCUUCCCCGCAGACCCCCCACCCCACAGUACACCCCCUCACCCGAGAGGGAUGGGGCGGAUUCCGAGGAGGAGCGAGAGGAGGAAAAGCACAAUACCCCCACCCCUACGGAGUUCGACUUUGAUGACGAGCCCGUGCUUGCUGCACCCAAAAACACGUACAUUAAUCGCCGUAGGACACCAGGGUCCUCGGGCCGGCCUGCCGUGCGCAGGGAGGCCAGACUGGACAAGGUGCUCUCAGACAUGAAGCGGCACCGCAAGAUUGAAGAACAAAUCCUGAGGACCGGCCGCGACCUCUUCAAGAGCGAAAGGCCCAGAGAUGGAGAGGAGGUGCUCUCUCCCACGUCCCAGAAGGAGCGCGAGAAGGAAAGGGAGAGGGACAGUGACCCCAGCACCAUCUUCUCCCCCAGACAAAGGCGCUACUGAGCGCUGUGUGAGGCCGCUGGUCUGACCUGACGUCUUUGCGAGGGCGCUGCAGCUGAGAAGUGAAAUGGACCCAAAACUCUGCAGGAAGGGGUGCCCCCACCUUCACCCAUAGCAGAUGUUAUGAGGCGGCUACAAGAGUUUAUCUUGCAAAUGGUUCGUCCCUGCAGCAGACACAUAUGCAAACAUCAGCACAUUAAUUUGUAUGGCUCAGAAUCAGCUGCUUACUCUAGUCUGGAGGUAAAUAAAAUCUGAUUCUGCCUCAUUGUUUUUCAGCAUGUAAUCUGUGUAAGAAAGCGUCAACAGCCGAGUGUUGUUUUCUGCUGUUUCAGCCACCUCAGCUUGUACUUUUAUACUUGUGAAUAAUUUAUUUUUGUACAACUGUUUUCCUUUAUUGUUGCUGUAAUAAAUUUAUUUUGACAUCACACAGCUGUUGGCAGACCUUUCAGCCUCUACAUUGUGGGUGUUGCUUGAUU